AUGAAACUUUAUUCAUCCAAUAAUGUCAUUUUAAUAUUAUGUAUGAUAGUUCAAACAAUUUCCGAAAAUGUAAAUAACAUUUCUUGGUUACAGCUAGAAAAUUGUGUUAAAAAUAUUUCUCCUCUCAUGUUAAAAAUGUUUUGUUCCGGAAAAGUUCCAUCAAUGAUGUGGAAAUGUGAAUUAAAUCAAUUAAGUUUGAAACAAACCAAAAAAUCACCAAUAAUAGCAAGUAAAAAUAUUAAAAAUCUAAUUCCAACAAAAAGUUACAAAGAUGCAAAACCUAACGGUAUAGACAUCAAAUCGACUAAUGAAAGUAUAGAUAAUUACAAUCCACACUAUCUAAAAGAUGGUGAUUCACAAUAUGAUACUAUCACUUUAGUUGGAGGGGCAUUUGGAUGCAUAGGGCUUGCUUUGGCAAUAAUAGGAAUAUUCUACUAUAAACAUUAUAAAGAAACAUUUUGA
Messenger RNA from Babesia microti strain RI, 462 nucleotides. RefSeq lists its product as hypothetical. Bases 1 to 462 code for a protein of 153 amino acids. The transcript is spliced from 3 exons. Lineage: Eukaryota; Apicomplexa; Aconoidasida; Piroplasmida; Babesiidae. The record is from RefSeq and is a predicted model, not a curated record.